Molecule: messenger RNA, 746 nt
Organism: Strongylus vulgaris
Lineage: Eukaryota; Metazoa; Nematoda; Chromadorea; Rhabditida; Strongylidae
Source: the annotation of a GenBank genome assembly
AUGUUCAUCAUCAGUUGGGUUACGGCGUUGAUAACCUUCUUCUGUUUCGCAGCAUUGUUCCUCUACAUCUUGCAUCGAAAACCGGAUGUGAACUGGGGCUCAUCUACUCAAGCUCAUAGUUAUAAGAAUGCUCUUGCUGGGAUGAUCAAGUUAUCACACACUGAGGAGCAUGUCAAAAAUUAUAGGCCACAGCUGUUAGUGUUGUGUGGAAACGCUGCUGCGAGACCAUCACUGAUUGAUUUCGCAUACAACAUUACCAAAGGGUCAUCUUUGAUGAUCUGCGGAUAUGUUGUUCCGUAUAAUCCUUCUGAUCGCGUACAUUCUGUUAUGCGGAAGUUGGAACGUCAACUGAGCGAAUGGUUGCAGAAGAGACGAGUGAAGGCUUUCUAUGCUGCCAUUGCAAACGUCAGUCUUCGCGCCGGUGCCCAGUCUUUACUUCAGGUCUGCGGACUUGGCAAAUUACGGCCAAAUAUCAUUCUCAUUGGCUUCAAGACGAAUUGGUACCGAAAUGGCCCAAUACCUGAAACAUUAGACGAAAUGAACGAGUAUUUUGGAACAAUCCAGGAUGCUUUUGAUAGCAAUAUGGCAGUCUGCGUACUUCGAAAUGGAAGUAUGGGUCUUGACUUUAGCGAAGCUAUGAAACUUUUGAAUGUGGGAGAAUCUAAACGCCUGGACAUAAAUCUGGAUGAAAAUGCUGGAGAAAAAGAAAAGUGGGUUACAUCUUUAUUCGUAAUUUCCAAAUAGUU